AUGCGGUACUCCCAGCUCAUUCUCUCCUUCUUCCUCCUCUUCGCCCUUGCCGUUGCUCUGCCUUUGCCAGCGCCGGUAGAAGCCGUCGUCGCAAGGGCGAACGGCGGGGCGAAAGCGAAAGCCGGCGGCGGCAAGGGCGGCGGUGGUGGUGGCGGUAGCAAUGCCAAAAAGGAGGCUGCUGGCAUUGACAAGAACAUUUCCAUCCAGAAGCAGGAGAAGAAGGACGCCAGCGCCGUGAAGAAGGCCGAAACUAACGGCAACUUCAAGGGCGCCAAGUCUCAGCUCGUCGGCACCAUCAAGGAGGGAGAGAAAGUCCGCGCAAAUAACCAAAAGAACGCCGAUAAGAGCAACAAAGCCCUCAACGAUGGCCUGAAGAAGGUCCAAGGCGCGCAGGCUCAGGAGGAAAAGCAGGCCAAGAGUCUGAAGGGCAACAACUCUGCGUCCGAUAAGAAGACGCUCAACAAGCUCCAGGGUGAGUUUGAUAAGGGUAUACAAGUGAACAAGGAUAACAAGAAGGCUGCACUCAAUGGCGGCAAUGGUGGCAAGGGCAAGAAGGGAAACUAG
Molecule: messenger RNA, 564 nt
Organism: Colletotrichum navitas
Lineage: Eukaryota; Fungi; Ascomycota; Sordariomycetes; Glomerellales; Glomerellaceae
Exons: 3
Coding region: 1-564 (187 amino acids)
Source: RefSeq, a predicted model, not a curated record